AUGACCAGUCUACUACGCGUUGGAGCUCUGUCCCGUCGCGCUGGCGCGCGGAACCCCAAGAUAAUCUCACAGCGCUCUAUGGCGUCAUUCUACAACACAGACAUCGCUGGGCUCACCAAUGAAGAAGCCGAGUUCCGAACCGCUGUAACAGAAUUCGCAGCCAAGGAGGUCGCACCGAGAGCAGCAGAAAUUGACAAGACAAACACCUUUCCUUCGGUAUGUAGGACCUUUGGCGGAAGAUGGGCGACAUGGGUCUACUUGGGAUCACCGUCUCCCCCAAAUACGGCGGGUUGGGGCUGGGCUAUCUGCAACACACGCUUGCUAUGGAGGCCCCUUUCCCACGCGUCUGGCUCUGUCGCGCUAUCCUAUGGCGCGCACUCCAAUCUUUGCGUGAACCAGAUCCAUCGUCAUGGCACGGAAGCGCAGAAAGAGAAAUACCUCCCAGCUCUGAUCAGUGGCGAGCACGUCGGGAGUCUGGCCAUGAGCGAACCGGGGAGCGGGAGCGAUGUCGUCAGCAUGCAGCUAAGGGCCACCAAGGUCGACGGUGGGUGGAGUCUGACGGGGAAUAAAUUCUGGAUAACAAACGGACCCUCUGCGUCGACACUGGUGGUAUAUGCCAAGACAGCGCCAGAGAAACAUUCAAAAGGAAUCACUGCUUUCCUCAUCGAGCGCGGUUUCAAGGGCUUUUCCACCAGUCCCAAGCUCGACAAGUUCGGGAUGCGAGGCAGCGACACGUGCGAGCUCGUGUUCGAGGAUUGUUUCGUUCCAGACGAGAAUGUACUGGGAAAAACCAACAAAGGCGCGGGUGUGCUCAUGUCCGGGCUCGACUUGGAGCGGCUUGUGCUUAGUGGGGGUCCAUUAGGACUUAUGCAAGCCGCAUUCGACUUUGCUGUCGAGUACGUCCACGAGCGAAAGCAAUUCGGGCAGCCCAUCGGGACAUUCCAGCUGAUGCAAGGCUGGUGUAAAAUUGCCGACAUGUACACCAAGCUCAACGCCAGCCGGUCGUAUGUCUACGCCGUUGCGCGGGCAUGUGACCAAGGUAAACUCAGCAGACGCGACUGCGCGGGAGCGAUACUAUACUCGACCGAAAAGGCCAUCGAAGUCGCUAUUGACGGGCAGCAGUGCUUGGGUGGGAAUGGGUAUAUUAACGACUACCCCAUGGGUCGCAUAGUGCGCGAUUCGAGACUAUAUGCUGUCGGCGCGGGCACUCAGGAGAUUCGGCGGAUGCUAAUUGGGAGGGAGUUUAACCAGGAGCUGCUAAGCGAUUGA
Messenger RNA from Mycena indigotica, 1269 nucleotides. RefSeq names its product Isovaleryl-CoA dehydrogenase. The transcript has 8 exons. Gene Ontology annotation, biological process: L-leucine catabolic process. The record is from RefSeq and is a predicted model, not a curated record. Gene Ontology annotation, molecular function: flavin adenine dinucleotide binding; 3-methylbutanoyl-CoA dehydrogenase activity. NCBI's taxonomy places the organism in Eukaryota, Fungi, Basidiomycota, Agaricomycetes, Agaricales, Mycenaceae. The coding region runs from base 1 to 1269 and encodes 422 amino acids.